UCACCCUCGCCUCCGACCGCGACGGCGUGCGCACGGUGACGCUCAACAACCCCAGCAAAUACAAUGGGUGGAAUCAGGCCAUGCUCCUCAGCGUCCACACGCAGUUCGUCGACGCCGCGCAGGACGACGCGGUCAAGGCCGUCAUCCUCACGGGCGCGGGGGACUACUACUGCGCCGGCGUCGACCUCGCGUCGUCACUCACGCCCAUGAUGCCCGCGGCCUUGCACGAAAUGAUCUAUCGGUCGAACAAGAAGGUCUUCGACACGUUCCUCGACUUCCCGAAGCCGCUCUGCGUCGCCGUCAACGGGCCGAACAUCGGCGCGGCCGUGACGACGGCGACGCUCGCCGACGGCGUCGUCGCGUCCGAGCGCGCGACGUUCUCGACGCCGUUCGCGCGACUGGGCGUGACGCCCGAGGGCUGCUCGUCGGUGCACUUCGAGUACCUCAUGGGCGCCGAGCACGCGGCGCGCAUGCUCGGCGACGAGGGCUGGGCGCCGACGGGCGCCGAGGCGGCGGCGGCGGGGCUCGUGGAUCGCUGCGUGCCGCACGACGAGCUGCUGGACGCGGCGGACGCGGUCGUCCGGGGCUGGCUCGCGGAUCCCGCCUACGCCAAGGCCCACCGCGGCUUCGCGGACACGGCGGCGCUCAAGGCCGUCAACGAGCGCGAGUCGCGGGACCUCGCGGACGCGUUCCUCUCGACGAAGUUCCUCCGCGCGCAGGCCGACUUCCUCUCGUCCAAGGGCAAGACGCGGCCCGCGCUCGCCUUCAAGGUCCUCAUCGCGACGCGGCCCG
Molecule: messenger RNA, 792 nt
Organism: Aureococcus anophagefferens
Lineage: Eukaryota; Pelagophyceae; Pelagomonadales; Pelagomonadaceae
Exons: 1
Source: RefSeq, a predicted model, not a curated record